Messenger RNA from Tetrahymena thermophila SB210, 4467 nucleotides. RefSeq names its product chromosome condensation regulator RCC1 repeat protein. Gene Ontology annotation, cellular component: cytoplasm. Lineage: Eukaryota; Ciliophora; Oligohymenophorea; Hymenostomatida; Tetrahymenidae. Gene Ontology annotation, molecular function: guanyl-nucleotide exchange factor activity. The record is from RefSeq and is a predicted model, not a curated record. The transcript is spliced from 24 exons.
UAAAGAUUUUUCUACUAGAGAAUCAAUCAUCCAAAACUUUAAUUAUUCUUAAUUAUCAUUUUAGUUUAGUAUCGUUAGUUGCUGUUUAUAGAGUAGAGUGUAUAUAAAUUUUAAUAGAGUGAUAUAAAAAUGACUUAAGUUUUUUAUUUUGGCUAAACUUCAAUGUGUCCUAUAAUUGAUUAUAAAUUUAAUUUGUCCGAAGUGAUUAAAUGCGUGAAUUUUAAUCCCUCUGAGCUUACAUAAAUGGAAACUGAAGAAGAAAGAGAAAUUUAUUCAGAUUAUUUGUAGAUGAUUUAGCAUAUUGAUCCCAGAAAAUUAAAAUUUAAAAAAGUAACAUGCGGAUAUAAAUCCACUCUUUUAAUAGAUGAAAAUAAUGAGUUGUGGGGAUUUGGUUCCAGUUUAAAUGGAUAACUAGGAACUUAUAAAAUGAAAUAUAUUGUAAACAGACCUUUUAACAUUAGUAGAUUGAAUGAUAAAAUGUUUUUGAAUGCUUGUAUAAGCUAAACUCACGCACUUGCAAUUUCAACUACAGAAAAACUAUAUAGUUGGGGAAGUACUUAAUAUGGCUGUUUAGGUGAAAACAUGAAAGAAAUGCAUUAGUAUUAACUCCUAAAAUUAAGGAAAAACAUGUUUGUGUCUCAAAGCGAAUCUUUUGAAAGAAAAACUGUAUAUGAUGCUAUAGCUUGUGGAGAACAUUUUUCUUUAAUUGUUUGUAAUGAUAAAUUGUUUUCUUUUGGGAAAGAAGAAAAAGGAAGAUUAGGAUGUGGUUAAUAGAACAUAUAGUAUACUUAAAAGCCUUUUUAAGUGUUAUUACCUUUGAAUGUAAAAUAAGUAAAAGGAGUAUCGUGUGGAAAAAACCAUUGUCUGAUGUGGGACUAAGAUGGAUUGAUAUAUUCUUGGGGAGAUGGAGCAGAUGGUAAACUUGGACAUUCUAGUGUCAAAGGUAAAUACAACUACGUAAUAGUAGAUCCUCAAUAAAUUAAAGCUUUAGAAGAGCAUAGAAUUAUUUAGGCUAGUUGUGGGUAUAGACACAGUUGUGCAUUGACUUUUAAAGGAGAAAUAUUUACAUGGGGAAGAACUGUUUACUACAAACACGAACAAAGAAAAGAACUUCCUUUAGAUUAUUUGAGACCAAAGUAGAUAUCAAGUUUUUUUUGUUAUGAUGAUAAAGCCAUAUCUGCUGGUGCGUUUUUUGUAAAAAUAUCCUCAUGUGCUUAUCAUAAUGCUGCAAUAGAUCGAAAGGGAUUCCUAUACACAUGGGGUUAAAACAAAUAAAAUUGCUUAGGACAUAACAACUCAAAUGACUAUAAUUAUCCAAUUUUAGUUGAGGAAUUUACUUCGAUGAAAGUUGUUGAUGUUUCUUGUGGGCAUCACUUUACUGUUGUAAUUUCUACAAAGGCAACGAAUGAGCUUGCUUACAAAAAUUUAAAAGAGUUUAAGUUAAACUUAAUUAAGAAUGCAAAAUAAAAUAUCUCUAAAAUCUAAGAAUACUUUGAAAAAAAGCUUAGGAAAAACUCUUCACUAGGAAGAAAUAAAAGUCAAUCUUAAAUAAGCACUAUAAAACAAAAUGAUCACUAAAACAAAGAAGAUGAGUAACAUCAUUAAAAUUAGUAUUAAAAGCAAACACUAAUUUAGAAAUAGACUCAUCCUUAAGUAUUUGCUGCGCCUAGAUCUCUUUCAUAGCCUACACUUUUUAACUAAAAAGAUUCAUAAAAUUAAAAAUAGACUCCUUCUAUAAAUAAUUAAGUUAAAGAAAAGUAUACUUAGCUUGCUAUUUCUGAUAGUUUAUACAAACAAAACAUCAAUACCAAAAUUAUGUUGCUAGACUAACAAUAGAAAUAGAUUCUUAAUUAAAGACCUUUGACUUCCAAUAAUAGGAGUUAUAACAGUAAUCAAGAUUUGCUUUAAAGAAUAAAGAGCUAAAGUAACUACACGGCUACACAUAAAAAUUUAUUGUAAAAAUAAGAAAGUACAUCAAGACAUAGAAAUCUUAAAAAGAAAACAUCUUUCUUUGAGUACAAAGAUAAUCAAAUUAUAUUUGACACUAUUUAAGGUUAGCUAGAUUAAGAAUAUGAAGAAUUUUGCUAGCAAGAUAAUUUGGAACAAAAAUCACCUAAAAAUUAAGCUAUAAAAUAAAUUCAAGACGACUAUGCAAAUAUUUAAAGAAAGCAAAGUGAUGUUUCUACCAAAAGAGAAAGACUUAGUGAAAUAUAAAUGAGAGCAGAGCAUAGAAGGACAAUUUCGAAUCAAUAAAAAUAAGGGAUUAUCCUUAGUGAUACAAUUUUUAACUAAGAAAUAGAAUAAAUUUAUAAAGAAUAUAAAGAUGCUGAUAUAUUACAUAAUCCAAAAAAUGCAGUGAAAAAAUAUGUUAGACAAAAAAGCAAUGACUUUUAGAGGAGUAGAUAAUAACUUAGCUCUGAAACAAGGAAAAAAUUUUAACAGGCAAGAAGUGAAUUUACAUCAAACUAAAAUUCAGAACCGUUUAAAACCCCACUUAAUUCAAGUUAGACAUUAAGCAUCAUUUAAAACUAAUUUCCUCUAAGUAACUUUACUUCUCUUUCAAAUCUGGGAAGCCCUUAAAAAUAGCUAUACAAAUCUGAAGAUUUUUUAGCUUAAGAUAAAUGGAAAUUAAAUGAAAAUUAUCUUAUUGAGAAAUAUGAAAAUCAGUAAAAAAAAAUUAUACUUCAUGAUGAAAGAAUUUAAACUGUUUUAGAACGUAAAAGUUAAUUAGAAUAGUAAAAAAAGGAAGAUAGAGAAUAAUAGAGAUAAUAAUUAUUGCUGAAAAGUAAAGAAUAUUAGAUUUAUUUAGAAAAAAUGUCUGUAAUAAAUAAAAACUAAAAUAGCAUAAGAAUGAAUUGGCUUAUUUAUUUAAAUUUGGAAAUGCUUUGUCAUAGCUUUAAAUAGUUAUCCUAGAUCGGUUUAGAAAGAGCGAAAGAAAAUUUCUUUUUUGUAACGAGAUUAAAGAAGAUUUAGAAGCACUUUCGAAAAAAAUUGGUUCUAAGAAAGAUGUUCACACUUACUACAAAACAAAGAAUGAUUCUAAGAAUUAUGUGCUUAAAAUUAGUUUAUAAAUUAAGAAUAAAAAACACACAAAGAAGAGUUCAUCUUAUUGUUUUGAAUUUUUUAAAGAGAAAAUCUAUUUAAAAAAUCUAAUUAAAGCUAAUUAGCUUGAGAAAUAAUAUCUUUAGGAUUCAAACAUUUAUGAGGUGGUGCUACAACUGCUAAAACUUUUAACUUUAUUAGCUCACUAAAAUAUGGGAUACACAUUUAAUAAAUCUUUGUUAAAAUGGGAACACAACAAGAUUGCAAGAUCCAAAACAUUAAGAGAUUUACAAAGAAAAACUUGAAAGACUCAGCUCUUAAUAUUGUGUCAAAAGGAGCUAAAGCGGUGAUUUUACAGUAGCUUCAUCAAAAUAUGAAGAUUAUUAAACUUUUUUAGAAAAAAAAAUGAGCUUUAGGGGAAGUAUGGUGUUUACAUUAUAAUCAAUACCAGAUUUUUAUGGUCAGGAACAAUCAAAUAAUUAAAAUAUUGAAUAAUUAAUUAAUGAGUAAGCAAAUAAAGAAUAAACGAAGUUAGGAUUAAUUUUGUCAAACUUAAAUGUAGGAGCAAAAGCUCAUGGGUAACAGUUGAAGGAAGUUUUAAGUAGAAAUAUUCUUUAAGUAGAAUAAUAAGAGGUUUAACUAAAGAUAGGUACAAGCCCUUUAAAAAUAAGCAAAAACUAAUCAAAAAUCUAGUCUUUAGAAGAUCUUAAUGAUUAAAUGAUUUCUUAAAUGGGUUAAAAAGACAAUACAAAUAAUAUUUCUUAAGAAAAUCAAUCUCCUUAAAAGAAGAAAUUAUAAAUUAUUGAAAAUAAAAGUCACCAUAGGUCUUAACAUACUAAUUAUAAAUUUGAUUUUUCUAAAAGUUUACUUCCUUAUAGCAUACAUGCAAAUGAUAUUGUUACACCAAAUAUUUACUCAAUAAGAUUAGAAAUUAUCAAAGCAAAUGAGUAAGCUAUGAAAGUAGCUUCAGAAGCAGAAUAGGUUAUCAAAAAAAAAAUAUUACUUUCUGUUUUAAGAUCAAUAAGAAGCAGGCAUUAACACAAUAUUUAAUAAUAUGAAAAAAUAUUGCAAAAAUUUAUGCAAGAUAAUUAAAAUUAAAUAAAUAUGGAAAGAGCUAGAUUGAUGCUAAUUACUCCUGCAAAUAUUCUUAAUUAAAUUUGGAAUAAAGAGCAAGACAACGUUAAAUUCAGAGGAGUCAAAAGGUCAGAGAAAAAUCAUAAAAAGGAUCACUUACCAUUUUUUGAUUUAAAAAUAAAAAUAGCAUCUUAAAUUUAAAACGCUCCUAUCAAGCCUUCUUUUAAGCUUUAAAUGACUUAAGAUUACUUUAAACAAUUUUUCAAUAAAUAUUAUGAUCAAGUAAGAAAGUAGUAUGCUUUAUUAGAAUAAAAAGGUUUGAUAAGAGCCUAAGUUAAAAAGAAAAACUGA